AUGGCCGCCGCCGGCGGGCUGCUCCUCCGCGCUGCCGAGUCCCCGGCCGCCGCCGCCGCCCCCGAGACGCUCUCGGGACCCCGCCGGGCCCAGGCGAGGCGGCAAGCGGAGGCUACCAAAAGAAAGUACCGAGCAUCCAGUGAGGCUCCCCCAGCGAAGCGGAGGAGCGCGGCGGCGUUUCUCCCAGCCAAGAAAGCUGCUGCUGAAGAAGCACGAAGGACUUUUAAGGGGAAGGCACAGAGAACGUUUUCUCCGAAUGAAUCUUUGGUUGGUGUGAGUGGUAAAAACCGAGAGCAGAAACCAUGCAUUAGGACUUCUUCGUUAUUUAAAAACAACCCCGAAAUUCCAGAGCUCCACAGACCUGUAGUAAAGCAGGUGCAAGAACAGGUGUUCACCUCAGACGCUUUUCACAAGCUGGACCUCCACCCACAUUUAAUUUCCACGAUAAAUACGGUCUUAAACAUGACUAGCAUGACCAGCGUUCAGAAGCAAAGUAUUCCCGUGUUGCUGGAGGGCAGAGAUGCUCUGGUGAGGUCUCAGACGGGCUCAGGUAAAACGCUUGCCUACUGUAUCCCUGUGGUCCAGUCUCUUCAAGCAAUGAAAUCAAAAAUACAGCGCAGUGAUGGCCCCUAUGCCCUGGUGCUGGUGCCAACGAGAGAGCUGGCUCUGCAAAGCUUCAACACUGUCCAGAAACUGCUUAAGCCGUUCACCUGGAUCGUGCCUGGGGUGCUCAUGGGCGGAGAGAGGAAGAAGUCCGAAAAGGCCAGACUCCGCAAAGGAAUAAAUAUCCUCAUCUCGACUCCUGGGCGACUGGUGGAUCAUAUCAAAUCCACAAAGAACAUUCAUUUUAGUCGGAUACGGUGGCUGAUUUUGGAUGAAGCAGACAGAAUCCUGGAUUUGGGUUUUGAAAAGGAUAUCACAGUGAUACUCAAUGCCGUGAAUGCCGAGUGCCAGCAACGACAAAACGUGUUGCUGUCGGCCACACUCACAGAAGGUGUGACGCGGCUGGCUGAUAUCAGCUUGCUCGACCCGGUCCGGAUUUCUGUCCUGGACCAGCACCACGCGCAGUCUGACCCGGAGCGAGGCACACUUCCCCAGGUUUCCCCUCUACCCCCUGACGAGGAGCUGGACAGCUUCGCGAUUCCAGGAGGUCUUGAUCAGCAUGUGACGCUGGUUCCCAGCAAACUGAAGCUCGUCUCCCUGGCGGCCUUCAUCCUGCAGAAGUGCAAGUUUGAGAAAGACCAGAAGAUGAUCAUCUUUUUCUUGAGCUGUGAGCUGGUGGAGUUCUAUUACCACCUCUUCCUCCGGACCCUGCCAGCCUGCUCAGGGGCCCCCGCGUCACGGCAGCCACCAUCUGCCUCCACGAGAUUCAAAUUCCUGCGGCUGCACGGCAACAUGGAGCAGGAGGAAAGAACAGCGGUGUUUGAAGAAUUCUCACAUUCCAAGACCGGCAUCCUCCUCUGCACGGAUGUUGCAGCUCGGGGUUUGGAUCUCCCUCAAGUCACGUGGAUUGUUCAGUACAAUGCUCCGUCUUCGCCUGCUGAAUACAUCCACCGGAUUGGGAGAACCGCCCGGAUUGGCUGCCGUGGGAGCAGCCUGCUCAUCUUGGCUCCUUCGGAGGCAGAAUAUGUCAACUCGUUGGCUUCUCACAAAAUCAACGUGUCUGAGAUUCACGUGGAAGACAUUUUGUCUGUUCUGACAAGGGACGGUUUGAAAGGGAGCCGACGGGGAACCCAGAAAUCCCGUGCCGCUGGCCCCCAGGAAAUCCGACGGCGAGCCACGGUCUUGCAGACGGUAUUUGAAGAUUACGUGCACUCCAGUGAGAGGCGGGUCUCCUGGGCAAAGAAAGCUCUGCAGUCCUUCAUUCGAGCCUAUGCAACCUACCCCCGGGAGCUGAAGCACAUCUUCCACGUCCGAUCGCUGCACCUUGGUCAUGUGGCUAAGAGCUUUGGGCUGAGAGAUGCCCCCCAAAAUCUUGGUGUCUCGGCUGUAAAGAGAAGAAAAGGAAACCUGAACAGGCCUGACCUUCAUAAGAAGACCCGGGGUAAACACCGCCUUGCCGAAAUCUUGCGUUCAGAAUACUCAAGUGGGAUUGAGGCCAGCGUCGCCAAGGUCAAAAAGCAAAACAAACACGCGGCGCCCGGCAGCCAGCCAUGCAGAGCCAUCCGCACCGGGCGCCCAGCCUCGGCCGUGGGAAAACAGAAGCAGCGCUCUCCGUGCAACGGAAAAACCCAGAGAGACUGACCGGGGGCUGAGACUUCCCAAAAAAGUUUUUUGUUUUUUUGUUUUCAGCUCUGCCUCCACAGGCCUGGGGCUUGGGGUGGAUCCUGGAGGCCCGGAGACCUGGGCUGACGGCCCUGUUCUUGUCAGGAGCAUUGUGGGAAAGCCUGGUGCCCCCCCCCCCCCUCUUGCCCUGAAGACAAGUCCCUGACCCAGAGAAGCCAGGCCUUCUAUCCCGUGGGGGGCGGGGGUCAGCAUAGUGUAGACCAGCCAAUCAGUGCACCAGAGCCGCACCCUCCCCCCCACCCCCAGCCUCCAGCAAGAGCCUGGUGGUGUGAGUGGCAGCGGGAGGGCCCCGUCCUGCCUCCUGGUGACAGUGUUCUGAAGGUGUCUCAAAGUUUUACUUUAGUUGCCCCGUCAACACAUUGCUUAACACAAAUUUUAUAAAAUAGCGUUUUUAAAACUGGGAUGCAAUUUGCUAAAGAAGAGGGUAAAGAUCAACACGUUUUCUCGAUGUACAAGUGCUUUGUUCAGAGGGCUGACUGGUUUUGGCGUGGGUCGGAAGCCUCCGGGUCCGUCCGCAGGCAGCUCCAGGCCCCACGUCGCAUUCACGUGCCUGGCCGCCUCUUUUAUGUCCACGGAAAACUUCCUGUCUCAUGGCUGAUGGAUUUACUGGUGCCUUUUUUAUUUAUUUAUGCUUUUUACUGUUGCCUUUCUAUUCUUUGCCUUUGAAGUCAAAAGGCACCAGUCUCCCGAGCAUUUUCUCCCAUCGAGUCCCAUCUUGCCUUCAAGUCUGGGGUCCGGGGGUCCUCGUAGUGUGGCCCAGGUCACAGCUGCCCCUCCCCCACUGUGUUGCCCCAGAGGUUUGAAAGCGGCCCCCCAGGGGCGGACCGGUUGCCAGAUUUGGACGCGGGGAUUCCAGAGGCGUCCGAAGGAGAAGGGCCAGAGCUCAGCACCUCUGUGCCGGGAGGUGCUUUGUUCUCUCCGCCUUCUCGGGAUUCCUCGUCUUCCAACUCCUGUGAUGGAUGAUGAGGCCCCCACUUCAGUAACCAACCCUCCAGAUCCACAGGAACCAAGUGGCCAGGAGCGGAUGAGAGUGCUGCGAGAUGGGCGGUCUGCAGGGUCCACAGAGGGGCCAGCGUCCUUGCCUCCGACCCUCUCUGGCAGUGGAGGGUAGCUCGCACCGACACCAGAGGCCCCAGGGAGAGGGCGAGUGUGAGCCCAGUGAGCACUAAUCCUCUGCGGGAGGGAAAAUAUGACCUUCUCACGAGGGCUGUCACAUACGAAUUCUUAGGGACGGUUGGUGAAGUUUCUAACAACAACAACAGUAAUAAUAAAGCCCUGUAGCACUCGUCAAGCGGA
Lynx canadensis (Canada lynx) is the source of this 3582-nucleotide messenger RNA. It is a transcript of the gene DDX31, whose product is annotated as DEAD-box helicase 31. Gene Ontology annotation, cellular component: nucleus. Gene Ontology annotation, molecular function: nucleic acid binding; ATP binding. Lineage: Eukaryota; Metazoa; Chordata; Mammalia; Carnivora; Felidae. Gene Ontology annotation, biological process: ribosome biogenesis. The coding region runs from base 1 to 2244 and encodes 747 amino acids. The record is from RefSeq and is a predicted model, not a curated record. The transcript has 20 exons.